Messenger RNA from Candidozyma auris, 1515 nucleotides. RefSeq names its product histone deacetylase RPD3 (gene RPD31). Lineage: Eukaryota; Fungi; Ascomycota; Pichiomycetes; Serinales; Metschnikowiaceae. The record is from RefSeq and is a predicted model, not a curated record. The transcript has a single exon. Gene Ontology annotation, molecular function: histone deacetylase activity. Bases 1 to 1515 code for a protein of 504 amino acids.
AUGUACGUUCAAAUGCCAUUCGACGACCUCAAGGUCGACCCCACCAAGAAGAGAAGAGUGGCGUAUUUCUAUGAUGCCGAUGUUGGUAACUACGCUUACGGUGCUGGACAUCCAAUGAAGCCACAUCGUAUAAGAAUGGCACACUCUUUGAUCAUGAACUACGGGCUCUAUAAGAAGAUGGAAAUCUACAGAGCGAAGCCAGCAACCAAGCAGGAAAUGUGUCAGUUUCACACAGACGAGUAUAUUGAUUUCUUGAGCAGGGUGCUGCCGGACAACUUGGAUAUGUUUGCCAAAGAGCAGGUGAAGUUCAAUGUGGGUGAUGACUGUCCUGUUUUUGAUGGCCUCUUCGAGUACUGUGGAAUUUCUGGCGGCGGCUCCAUGGAAGGUGCUGCUCGUUUGAACAGAGGCAAGUGUGACAUUGCAAUUAACUAUGCUGGUGGAUUGCACCAUGCCAAAAAAUCAGAAGCGUCAGGUUUCUGCUAUUUGAAUGAUAUUGUGUUGGGUAUCAUAGAAUUGUUGCGUUACCACCCACGUGUUUUAUAUAUCGAUAUUGAUGUGCAUCACGGUGACGGUGUGGAAGAAGCCUUUUACACUACAGACAGAGUCAUGACAUGCUCCUUCCACAAGUAUGGCGAGUUUUUCCCCGGUACUGGUGAACUUCGUGACAUUGGUGUGGGCAAGGGUAAGCAUUACGCUGUGAAUGUUCCGUUGAGAGAUGGUAUCGACGACUCGACGUACAAGUCUGUUUUUGAGCCGGUUAUCUCAAAAAUCAUGGAGUGGUACCAGCCGUCGGCCAUUGUCUUGCAGUGUGGUGGUGACUCGUUAAGUGGCGACAGACUUGGCUGCUUCAACUUGUCGAUGCGUGGUCACGCCAAUUGUGUCAACUUUGUCAAGUCGUUCAACGUGCCUCUUAUGGUCGUCGGUGGUGGUGGAUACACCAUGAGAAAUGUCGCCAGAACGUGGGCCUACGAAUCAGGGUUGUUGAAUGAGGUAAACUUGCCCAGUGAGUUGCCAUACAAUGAAUACUACGAGUACUACGGACCAGACUACAAGCUUGACGUGAGGCCAUCGAAUAUGUACAACGCCAAUGCUCCUGAGUUUAUGAACAAGAUCUUGACCAACAUCAUUGCCAAUUUGGAGAAUACUAAGCACGCGCCUUCUGUGCAAAUGAAUGACGUUCCCCAAGAUGCCGAGGAUUUGGGUGACGAGGAGGAAGACUCUCCGAUGGCAAUCGAUACUAAAGGUGGUUCGCAACAGGCAAGAGAUGAGAGAGUUGUUCCAGAUAACGAAUUUUACGAUGAAGAAGACAAGGAUGCUGGUGAGCGUUAUAUCGGCCCCAGCGAAUCCUCCAAGGUCGAGAAAGAGACUCCAGCUGCCGAACCUGAGCAUGGUGCCGCCACGACAGAGUCCAAUGCACAAAACUCAACGGAAGCCAAGCCAGAGACUGAGAAGGCACAAAUAACGGAGGAGGAGCAGAAAGAGAUCGACGAGCUCAACAAGGCAGCUCAGCUGUAG